UCUUCCCGGGCUGGAGGGCUCCGGUGCUCAUUGCGCUCUUGAUUUUUCUACCGUUAGCCGCCAUGCCCUGCUCGGAAGACGCGGCCGUUGGCUCGGUCAGCAAGCGGGCUCGGGCCGAGGAUGGCUCUUCUCUGCGCUUCGUGCGCCUCUCCGAGCACGCAACGGCUCCCACCCGCGGGUCCGCGCGCGCUGCGGGCUACGACCUGUACAGUGCCUACGAUUAUACAAUAGCACCCAUGGAGAAAGCUGUUGUGAAAACAGACAUUCAGAUCGCUAUUCCUUCUGGGUGCUAUGGAAGAGUAGCUCCACGGUCUGGCUUGGCAGUAAAGCACUUCAUAGAUGUAGGAGCCGGUGUCAUAGACGAAGAUUAUAGAGGAAAUGUUGGUGUUGUGCUGUUUAACUUUGGAAAAGAGAAGUUUGAAGUAAAAAAAGGUGAUCGGAUUGCACAGCUCAUUUGUGAACAGAUUUUUUAUCCAGACUUAGAAGAAGUUGAAACACUGGAUGACACUGAAAGAGGCUCAGGAGGUUUCGGCUCCACUGGAAAGAACUGAAAAUUUGCUAAAGUGCUUUGCUGUGUCAACGCUCUAAAGAAGAGCUUUAGUUCUGGUAGCACGUGCCAUGUCCCUAGGAUGCAGGAAAGGGGACGACCUGUUACGUCCCAUGGGAACUUCUCUCUUCUGCAUCUGCUGGUCGCCUGUAAGUCUGCACUGUGACGGUGGCACUGAGAGGCAGGCUUGAUGAAACCAAGUAUGCAGUUGGGUUUUUUUAUUGUAUUAUUUAAAUUCUAGUCCUAUAUAGCUACUGGUUUUGCUCUAAUUGCUUUAUUGAUUGUAAGUUUGUUGUUUGUCUGCUUGUUUUUUAAUUCAAUAAAGUUGAAGUCUUUAGCAGAA
This is a messenger RNA of Myodes glareolus (Bank vole), 890 nucleotides long. NCBI's taxonomy places the organism in Eukaryota, Metazoa, Chordata, Mammalia, Rodentia, Cricetidae. The record is from RefSeq and is a predicted model, not a curated record.